AUGGAUAUAUCAGCUGGGGUGGCCAGCUCCAAAAGGUCUGCAGCUCCGUACAUCGUCGAGCCUCUCUCGGCCCACACGCACAGUUUAAUCUUACUCCAUGGCCUGGGGUCCAACGGAAAAGAAUUCGGCUCUGAACUACUCAAGACGGGCCUCAGCUUUGACGGCCAUAGCUUAUCGCAACUACUUCCGGGCGCGCGAUUCAUUUUCCCAACAGCAAAGCGACGUCGCUCAAGCGCCUUCAGUCGCUCUAAAUUGACGCAAUGGUUCGACAUUGCGUCUUUGGAUGAUCCAUCCUAUAGGCAGUAUACCCAACUUGAGGGUCUCGAGGAAUCGCUUGACGAGGUGCUUGAGCUGCUUAGUGUAGAGGUAGGCAAAGUCUCGGCACAGAAUGUUCUUCUUGGAGGCCUCAGCCAAGGCAUGGCAAUGUCUGCCAUUUGCUUGCUUUAUCUGGAAUUUUCUUUGGGAGGGUUUAUUGGCAUGAGUGGAUGGUUGCCUUACAGCAAAGACCUGCAGCAAGUCUUGAAUGAGGAUGCUGAGAAUGAUCCGUUUGGUGACGAGGACCCUUUCGAUGUCCCUGAUAGCAGAGAAUCGGAAGAGCAAGAACCAAUCCACAAAGCGGUGGAUUUUAUUCGGGAUCUGCUUGGAGGUGACCGCCAGGCUCUAUCGCGGAAUGCGCUUGCAACGCCCGUUUUUCUUGGGCAUGGCAUGGUCGAUGAGAAGAUUGUCCCCGACUUGGGAGAGAACGCAUGUGAUACCUUGCGAGAAAUUGGAUUUAAGGUCUUGUGGAGGACUUAUCAGGACCUGGGACAUUGGUACAAGAUUCCUGAAGAGAUCGAUGACAUUCUAGCUUUCAUGCGUACCGAGAUGAAGUGGCCAGUAGGGAACAAUUAA
Messenger RNA from Clonostachys rhizophaga, 891 nucleotides. NCBI's taxonomy places the organism in Eukaryota, Fungi, Ascomycota, Sordariomycetes, Hypocreales, Bionectriaceae. The record is from the annotation of a GenBank genome assembly.